This is a messenger RNA of Aureococcus anophagefferens, 462 nucleotides long. RefSeq lists its product as hypothetical. Gene Ontology annotation, cellular component: nucleus; cytoplasm. The annotation marks the transcript as partial. Gene Ontology annotation, biological process: tRNA wobble uridine modification. The transcript has a single exon. NCBI's taxonomy places the organism in Eukaryota, Pelagophyceae, Pelagomonadales, Pelagomonadaceae. Gene Ontology annotation, molecular function: S-adenosylmethionine-dependent methyltransferase activity; tRNA binding. The record is from RefSeq and is a predicted model, not a curated record.
ACGCCCGCGGUCGAGGUCGAGCACGUCUGGAAGGUCUACGACGCCAUCGCCCCCCAGUGGCACGGCACGCGCUACAAGGCCUGGCCGAGGGUCGCCGCCUUCUGCGAGGCGCGGUGCGGGCUGGGGUCCUUGGUCGCGGACGUGGGCUGCGGCAACGGCAAGAACGCGCCCGCUUUGACGGCCAACGGCGCGCACGUCGUCGCCUGUGACAUCUCGCUGGCCCUCGUCGAGAUCGCGAAACGCGAGCACGCCGGGCGGCGCUACGACGCGGCCGUCGGCGACUGCACGCGCGUGCCGCUGCGGUCGGGCUGCUGCGACGUCGCCGUCAACAUCGCGGUCAUGCACCACCUGUCGACGGACGCGCGGCGCCACCGCGCCGUCGCCGAGACGCUGCGUGUCUUGCGACCGGGCGGCACCGCGCUCUUCUACGCCUGGGCGCGCGAGCAGCGCGAGUUCGAGGCG